AUGAAGCUGCGCAUCAUAAUCGGCUCUCUGCCGCUGCCGCCGCUGCUGCUGCUGCUGCUGCUGCUGGCCACACUCGCGCUCUCAUCAGCUCCAACUCUUGCUGCACCAGCAGCAAGUGCCAAGGCGAGCGAGGCCGACAGGUUGCAUGCGCAGCAGCAAGAGAAGAGGGAUCUCUCCAUCCUUCGUGGUCUGAUACCCGUCACUCGCUUUCCCGGUACCAACCUUUUGGCAGCUUCCUACCCCAACGAGAUCACUGUGCGAUACAAUGGGACUGUGGUGAUCAUUCCGACAUCCAAAUCAGUCGCUCAGUCGCUCUUGCCCGCAAACGAAAAGCUUUUGCCCACGCAUCCCGUACCCGGCCUAGCAGCGGAUCAGUGGCCCAUCGUCCUGCAAUUUGGCCUUUCUCAGGACAUCAAGCAGUACAAUAGUGGCGUUGGAGACUUUUACACCAGUCGCAUCUGCGUGCCCUGGACGGACAGAUCGGCAGAUGGAAAGACGCCCUUCUCCUUUCACGUGGUCAAUGUCUUGAAUCUCACGCCUCUCGGCCUGCCUGGAGCCUUUUUCAGUGGAGAGCAGGUCAAGGCUGGUCUGUACAAUCCCUCGAACCAAGCUUUGGGCAUCAGAGCGGGAAGCGCAGGGACAAUAGGUUCCACAGUGGUUCAAGCUAGCAUCCUCAAGGAACCUCUGUUCGAUUUCAAGCUUACGCCCAUCAGCCAACAAGACGAUGGUCUUGGCUUGAGCGUAUUUAGCGAUUUUGCUCAGCAAGGCUACACCAACUCCAAGAGCGACACGUGCACCUAUUGCGAGCUUCGCUCACGCUCUCCCCAGCUCUAG
Messenger RNA from Ceraceosorus guamensis, 834 nucleotides. RefSeq lists its product as hypothetical. Lineage: Eukaryota; Fungi; Basidiomycota; Exobasidiomycetes; Ceraceosorales; Ceraceosoraceae. The record is from RefSeq and is a predicted model, not a curated record. Bases 1 to 834 code for a protein of 277 amino acids. The transcript has 5 exons.